AGCACUGAGUGAUUAUGCUUUGAAGUGUACACAUCCUCUUGCCUGGUGUAUCAUGGGCCCAUGGAGUAUCAAGGUGUGGUUGCUUAGCUGGGCCUUCUCCUGUACACUCGGUGUGGAAAUCAAACAUGCCAGACUGCCAAACCAUCGGGACCAUGUCUGCAGUACUUGGGGAAACAAUCACUUCAAGACCUUCGAUGGGGAUGUUUACCAGUUUCCAGGAACUUGUGACUAUAAUUUUGUGACUGACUGUAACUCACAAUAUAAAGAAUUCUCCAUUCAUAUUAAACGCACUAUUUCCAAGGGGCAUCCCAAAAUACAUGGCAUCACAGCAAAAAUCAAGGAUAUUGUGAUUUACAUGACACCAAAAUUUACGGUCAUCAGUGAUGAAAUAGUCUCGCUUCCAUAUUUUGGCCCUGGUUUCUAUGUGGAACAGAAUGUUCAGUACACUAAGCUGUAUGGGAAGUUUGGACUGACUCUAAUGUGGAACAGGGAAGAUGCUCUCAUGGUUGAGCUUGAUGUAAAAUAUCACAAUCAGACCUGUGGGCUUUGUGGAGAUUAUAAUGGCAUUCCUGUUUACAAUGAGUUCACUGUAGAUGGACAACAAUUUUCACCCAUCCAGUUUGGAAACUUGCAGAAAAUUCAUCUUCCAAAUGAAAAGUGUCAAGACGUGGAUGAGCAAGCUAUGGAAACCAGUUCUUUAUGUGAACAAUACAGGGUGGCCUGUGAAAAUCUCCUCUCAAGAAGCUCAUUCUCAGACUGUAAAUUCCGCUUGAACAAUGAGCAUUACAUACGGGCCUGCAUGCUGGACCUGUGCAGUUGUGAGAAAGUUUUGGACUCCUUUUGCCUGUGCAGUACUGUCUCCGAAUACUCACGGCAAUGCUCUCAUGCUGGAGGGAAACCAGAGAACUGGAGGACUGAAACGUUUUGCCCAAAGAAAUGCCCUUUGAAUAUGAUCUACAAGGAAAGUGGCUCUCCCUGUAUGGACUCCUGUUCUCACCUCCAUACAAGCAGCCUGUGUGAGGAGCACUAUAUGGAUGGGUGCUUCUGCCCCCCAGGAAUGGUGAUUGAUGAUUACUCUGACUCUGGAUGUGUCAAAGUGGAGGACUGCAAAUGUACAAUGAAAGGCAAACAUUACAACUCAGGCACCUUGCUUUCAACUGAGUGUGAAGAAUGUGUCUGCAGAAGUGGCAAAUGGCUAUGCAAGAAUCUGCCUUGUCCUGGUAUAUGCUCUUUUGAGGGGGGAGCACAUGUUUCCACUUUUGAUGGGAUGAAAUACACAUUUCAUGGCAACUGCUAUUACAUUCUUUCCAAGGAUUGUGAUCAGCAACAUUAUACAUUACUGGCAGAGAUCGUGUCUUGUGGAACAACACCAACUGAAACCUGCCUAAAAACUGUGGUGCUAUCAACAGACCAUAAACACAAUAUCCUCGUUUUUAAAGAUAGCGGAAAUGUUAUCAUGAAUGGUGUUAAGGUGACUUUGCCUCUGGUAACAGCAAAUUAUACCGUUUUCAAACCAUCGACAUUCCAUAUCCUGCUGGAGUCAAAAUUUGGCCUGCAGCUACAAGUCCAGCUGGUUCCUCGGAUGCAAGUCUAUGUAACUCUCGACCAGUUGUAUAAAGGAAAGACAUGUGGUUUCUGUGGGAAUUUUAAUGACAUCCUACACGAUGAUUUCAAGGCAAGUAAUGGAUUAGUGGAGGGCACAGCCGCACCAUUUGUAAAUUCUUGGAAAGCCCAGUGGAGCUGCUCAUCUGUAUCAGAGCAUCUGGAGGACCCCUGUGCUAUUAGCACUGAGAACCAAAACUAUGCAGAGUAUUGGUGCUCUUUUUUGAAAGAGCCUGGCGGAGUUUUCUCUCAUUGCCAUUCUACCAUCAGCCCAACCGAGUACUACAAGAAAUGUAAAUAUGACAGUUGUAACUGUUAUAAAAAUGAAGACUGUAUGUGUGCUGCUAUAUAUUCUUAUGUCCGAGCCUGUGCAAGCAAAGGGGUCAUAUUAACCAACUGGCGAGCAAACGUGUGCAGCUCUUACACAAAAACCUGCCCUGAGACGUCGACAUAUGACUAUGACAUGAAGAGCUGCAGGCGCACAUGUCACUCACUGAGUGAGAAGGAUGUCACAUGUGGAAUUCAACAUAUUUCAGUGGAUGGAUGUGGGUGUUUGGAAGGAACAUACAUGAAUGAAGAAGGCAAAUGUGUGCCCUCAUUCAAAUGCCCAUGCCUCUAUCAGGGCAGCCUCUUAAAUCCUGGAGAGGUGAUCAGAAUAGGAGACACACAUUGUGUGUGUAAAUACGGAAAGGUCCAGUGCAUUAGGUCACGAAGCAGAAUGAUGACAGCAUGUCAGCCACCGAAGAUUUAUUUCAGCUGCAAUACGACAGAGCCAGGCGUGACAGGAGCAGAGUGUCACAGGACAUGCGGGAACCAGAAUCUGGAUUGUUACAGUGAAAAGUGUGUGUCAGGUUGUGUCUGCCCUGAGGGGCUUUUGGACGAUGGGACAGGAAACUGUGUGAAGGAGGAGAAGUGCCCUUGUAUGCAUAAUAAUUUCCAUUACCAUCCAGGAAGCAGGAUUACAGUUGACUGUAACACUUGUACCUGUCAGAAAGGCAAUUGGAAAUGCACAGAUAUUCCCUGCUUCGGAGCUUGUAGAAUCUACGGGAGUGGUCAUUACAUCACAUUUGAUGGGUUGCGCUAUAAUUUUGAGGGGAAUUGUGAAUAUGUUGCCACCCAGGACUAUUGUGGAGUUGGUCACACCAAUGGUACCUUCAGUGUAAUCACUGAAAAUGUCCCUUGUGGAACAACUGGAACAACAUGCUCUAAAUCGAUCAAGCUGUUUUUCCAGAAUUUUGAACUGAAGUUAGCCGAAGGGAAACAUGAAGUAAUACAGCGGAAUGAAAACAAAAUGCUCCCUUUCACUGUCCGCACAGUGGGUCUUUAUCUUACAGUGGAAACUACUAACGGAUUGAUUAUAAUAUGGGACAAAAAAACCAGCAUUUUUAUUAAGCUGAGCCCUUCAUACCAGGGGAAUAUCUGUGGAUUAUGUGGUAACUUUGAUGGAAAUGCAAACAAUGACUUGAUGACAAGAAGCCAGUCAGUAGUCACAAAUAUCACGGAGUUUGGAAACUCCUGGAAGAUGGCGGCCACCUGCCCUGACGCUGUGCCUGAAUACGACCCUUGCAUUCAGAAUCCACACCGUAAAGCCUGGGCAGAGAAGCAGUGUGGAAUAAUUAUGAGCGAUGUCUUUAAAAAUUGUUCCAGAAUGGUUGACCCAAAUCCAUUUUAUGAAGCUUGUGUGCAUGAUUCUUGCUCUUGUGACAGUGGUGGAGACUGUGAGUGCUUUUGCACAGCUGUAGCUGCCUAUGCAAAUGCUUGCAAUGAUUCUGGGAUAUGUGUUGACUGGAGGACCCCUGAAAUCUGUCCUAUGUACUGUAGUUUCUACAACCCUUCCCCUGAGUUGUGUCAGUGGCAUUACCAUCCUUGUGGAGUCCCCUGCUUCAAAACUUGCCUGAAUCCUCAUGGUCUCUGCAAUGUCACGCUCCAGCUGGAAGGUUGCUACCCUAAGUGUCCCGACGAUGCGCCCAUUUUCAACGAACAUAUUGAGCAGUGUGUUGCUGAAUGUGGCUGUUAUGUAAAUGGAAAAUAUUAUGAAAUUAAUGAAACUGUGGAAACCAGCAAUAACUGUGAAGAGUGCCGGUGCACAAAGGACGGUGUUAACUGCAUGAACGAUAGCAGUGCAUGUGUCUGUAUAUACAAUGGCACAGUUUAUCAUCCAAAUGAGAUCAUCUACAAUAUAACUGAUGGCCUCGGAGACUGCUUUGUGGUAUAUUGUGCAGAUAAUGGAACAAUUAUUGGAAACGUUGUACCAUGUGGUACAAGCACCACAACCACAACCCCAUUGACAGUUUCAUCAUCUUCAAUCACAGCCAGUACAGCAAUUUUGACAUCAACUUCAACCGUUUCCACAACCAGCAAAGCACUGACCUCUACUUGUGUGAUAGUGGAAGAAUGUGAAUGGAGCAACUGGAUAAGUGUGAGCAUUCCCUUACAUGGGCAUGGGCAAGGUGAUUUUGAAACCUAUGAUAAAAUCAGGGAGCAUGGCCAUCCGAUAUGUGAAGCUCCGAGCAGGAUAGAGUGCAAAGCUAUACAUGCACCAGAAGUGGACAUUGAGGAGUUGGAACAGAAAGUGCAAUGCAAUGUAUCGUUCGGGCUCAUCUGCAGAAAUGAAGAUCAAGAUUUCAAGACAAAGUGCUAUGAUUAUGAAAUACAGGUACAAUGUUGUGACUACAUAUGUCAAUCUCCAACAACAGCAACUGAAUCAAUGACAACAAUAUCAGAAACAUCACAUUCUUCCAGCUCCACACACUCAAAAACAGAUACAUCUGUGCCUACAAACACACGCACAGUCACGACAGCACCCAUAACAGGAACAUCAAGUACCACACCUGAAAUCAGUACAACAUGCAAAACUGAAGUCACAGACACUACUGAAACUACAACUGUUAUGCAGACCACAAAAGUUACACACACACACGAGGUGUCCACAGGUACAACAUCUCAAACAACACAUAAAGGAUCCACAACAUCAGAAGCAACAACAGUUGCUACCACAAUAUUACAGACUCCAACGCCAUCAGAGGGCACAACAACAGGAAAUAUAACUGCACACUCGACAACAUCCACAAGCACAUCCACUCCAACAACAACAGUAGAAGAAACCAGCACACCAUAUCCUGUCAUCACAACUGAAUCAACAACUGCAAACACCACGGUUUCCAGAACAACUACAACAGGUACAUCUACACCCACAACCACACCCAUGGAUUCCACAACUUUAGUCACUGAGACGACAACACUAUCGAGCACCACAACUGAAAUGACGACAAUCUGUACAACUGAACCAACAGAAUCUGCAGAAACCUCAGCCACAAGUGCACACCCCGAGUUUUCCACGACAACUACAAUAGGUACAUCUACACCCACAUCCAAACAUAGUACACAAACAUCUCCCAGCUCACCAACACCAUCAGGCACCACACCUGAACCGAGUACAACACGCACAACUGAAGUAUCAGAAACUACAGAAAUUCCAACCACCACAAAGUCUACAACAGUUACACACAUACCAGUAGAGCCCACAAGCACACCAUCCCAAACAGAAUCUACAGUCUCCACCACCUCAGCAACACCAACUACUAGUACCACAACAUUGCACACGCUGACAUCAUCAGAGAGCACAACAACAGGAAAUAUAACUACACCCUCCACCACAUCCACAAGCACAUCCACUCCAACAGCAACAAUAGAACAAACCAGCACAACAUCUCCUAUCACCACAACUGAAUCAACAACUGCACACACCACGGUUUCCAGAACAACUACAACAGGUAUAUCUACACCCACAUCCAAACAUAGUACACCAACAUCUCCCAGCUCACCAACACCAUCAGGCACCACACCUGAACAGAGUACAACACGCACAACUGAAGUAUCAGAAACUACAGAAAUUCCAACCACCACAAAGUCUACAACAGUUACACACAUACCAGUAGAGCCCACAAGCACACCAUCCCAAACAGAAUCUACAGUCUCCACCACCUCAGCAACACCAACUACUAGUACCACAACAUUGCACACGCUGACAUCAUCAGAGAGCACAACAACAGGAAAUAUAACUACACACUCCACCAUAUCCACAAGCACAUCCACUCCAACAACAACAAUAGAACAAACCAGCACAACAUCUCCUAUCACCACAACUGAAUCAACAACUGCACACACCACGGUUUCCAGAACAACUACAACAGGUACAUCUACACCCACAUCCAAACAUAGUACACCAACAUCUCCCAGCUCACCCACACCAUCAGGCACCACACCUGAACCGAGUACAACAUGCACAACUGAAGUAACAGAAACUACAGAAAUUCCAACCACCACAAAGUCUACAACAGUUACACACACACCAGUAUUGCCCACAAGUAUACCAUCCCAAACAGAAACUACAGUCUCCACCACCUCAGCAACACCAGCUGCUAGCACCACAACAUUGCUCACGCCGACGAUAUCAGAGAGCACAACAACAGGAAAUAUAACUGCACACUCCACCACAUCCACAAGCACAUCCACUCCAACAGCAACAAGAGAACAAACCAGCACAACAUCUCCUAUCACCACAACUGAAUCAACAACUGCACACACCACCGUUUCCAGAACAACUACAACAGGUAUAUCUACACCCACAUCCAAACAUAGUACACCAACAUCUCCCAGCUCACCAACACCAUCAGGCCCCACACCUGAACCGAGUACAACACGCACAACUGAAGUAACAGAAACUACAGGAAUUCCAACCACCACAAAGUCUACAACAGUUACACACACACCAGUAGAGCCCACAAGCACACCAUCCCAAACAGAAUCUACAGUCUCCACCACCUCAGCAACACCAACUACUAGUACCACAACAUUGCACACGCUGACAUCAUCAGAGAGCACAACAACAGGAAAUAUAACUACACACUCCACCACAUCCACAAGCACAUCCACUCCAACAACAACAAUAGAACAAACAGGCACAACAUCUCCUAUCAUCACAAAUCAAUCUACAACUGCACACACCACGGUUUCCAGAACAACUACAACAGGUAAAUCUACACCCACAUCCAAACAUAGUACACCAACAUCUCCCAGCUCACCAACACCAUCAGGCACCACACCUGAACCGAGUACAACACGCACAACUGAAGUAUCAGAAACACCAAAAAUUUCAACCACCACAAAGUCUACAACAGUUACACGCACACCAGUAGAGCUCACAAGCACACCAUCCCAAACAGAAACUACAGUCUCCACCACCUCAGCAACACCAACUACUAGUACCACAACAUUGCACACGCUGACAUCAUCAGAGAGCACAACAACAGGAAAUAUAACUACACACUCCACCACAUCCACAAGCACAUCCACUCCGACAACAACAAUAGAACAAACCAGCACAACAUCUCCUAUCACCACAACUGAAUCAACAACUGCACACACCACCGUUUCCAGAACAACUACAACAGGUACAUCUACACCCACAUCCAAACAUAGUACACCAACAUCUCCCAGCUCACCAACACCAUCAGGCACCACACCUGAACCGAGUACAACACGCACAACUGAAGUAACAGAAACUACAGGAAUUCCUACCACCACAAAGUCUACAACAGUUACACACACACCAGUAGAGCCCACAAGCACACCAUCCCAAACAGAAACUACAGUCUCCUUCACCUCAGCAACACCAACUACUAGCACCACAACAUUGCACACGCUGACAUCAUCAGAGAGCACAACAACAGGAAAUAUAACUACACACUCCACCACAUCCACAAGCACAUCCACUCCAACAACAACAAUAGAACAAACCAGCACAACAUCUCCUAUCACCACAACUGAAUCAACAACUGCACACACCACGGUUUCCAGAACAACUACAACAGGUACAUCUACACCCAAAUCCAAACAUAGUACACCAACAUCUCCCAGCUCAUCCACACCAUCAGGCACCACACCUGAACCGAGUACAACACACACAACUGAAGUAACAGAAACUACAGAAAUUCCAACCACCACAAAGUCUACAACAGUUACACACAUACCAGUAGAGCCCACAAGCACACCAUCCCAAACAGAAUCUACAGUCUCCACCACCUCAGCAACACCAACUACUAGUACCACAACAUUGCACACGCUGACAUCAUCAGAGAGCACAACAACAGGAAAUAUAACUACACCCUCCACCACAUCCACAAGCACAUCCACUCCAACAGCAACAAUAGAACAAACCAGCACAACAUCUCCUAUCACCACAACUGAAUCAACAACUGCACACACCACGGUUUCCAGAACAACUACAACAGGUAUAUCUACACCCACAUCCAAACAUAGUACACCAACAUCUCCCAGCUCACCAACACCAUCAGGCACCACACCUGAACAGAGUACAACACGCACAACUGAAGUAUCAGAAACUACAGAAAUUCCAACCACCACAAAGUCUACAACAGUUACACACAUACCAGUAGAGCCCACAAGCACACCAUCCCAAACAGAAUCUACAGUCUCCACCACCUCAGCAACACCAACUACUAGUACCACAACAUUGCACACGCUGACAUCAUCAGAGAGCACAACAACAGGAAAUAUAACUACACACUCCACCAUAUCCACAAGCACAUCCACUCCAACAACAACAAUAGAACAAACCAGCACAACAUCUCCUAUCACCACAACUGAAUCAACAACUGCACACACCACGGUUUCCAGAACAACUACAACAGGUACAUCUACACCCACAUCCAAACAUAGUACACCAACAUCUCCCAGCUCACCCACACCAUCAGGCACCACACCUGAACCGAGUACAACAUGCACAACUGAAGUAACAGAAACUACAGAAAUUCCAACCACCACAAAGUCUACAACAGUUACACACACACCAGUAUUGCCCACAAGUAUACCAUCCCAAACAGAAACUACAGUCUCCACCACCUCAGCAACACCAGCUGCUAGCACCACAACAUUGCUCACGCCGACGAUAUCAGAGAGCACAACAACAGGAAAUAUAACUGCACACUCCACCACAUCCACAAGCACAUCCACUCCAACAGCAACAAGAGAACAAACCAGCACAACAUCUCCUAUCACCACAACUGAAUCAACAACUGCACACACCACCGUUUCCAGAACAACUACAACAGGUAUAUCUACACCCACAUCCAAACAUAGUACACCAACAUCUCCCAGCUCACCAACACCAUCAGGCCCCACACCUGAACCGAGUACAACACGCACAACUGAAGUAACAGAAACUACAGGAAUUCCAACCACCACAAAGUCUACAACAGUUACACACACACCAGUAGAGCCCACAAGUAUACCAUCCCAAACAGAAACUACAGUCUCCACCACCUCAGCAACACCAGCUACUAGCACCACAACAUUGCUCACGUCGACGAUAUCAGAGAGCACAACAACAGGAAAUAUAACUGCACACUCCACCACAUCCACAAGCACAUCCACUCCAACAUCAACAAUAGAACAAACAGGCAUAACAUCUCCUAUCAUCACAACUGAAUCAACAACUGCAAACACCACGGUUUCCAGAACAACUACAACAGGUACAUCUACACCCACAUCCAAACAUAGUACACCAACAUCUCCCAGCUCACCAACCCCAUCAGGCACCACUCCUGAACCGAGUACAACACGCACAACUGAAGUAUCAGAAACACCAAAAAUUUCAACCACCACAAAGUCUACAACAGUUACACACACACCAGUAGAGCCCACAAGCACACCAUCCCAAACAGAAACUACAGUCUCCACCACCUCAGCAACACCAACUACUAGUACCACAACAUUGCACACGCUGACAUCAUCAGAGGGCACAACAACAGGAAAUAUAACUGAACACUCCACCACAUCCACAAGCACAUCCACUCCAACAGCAACAAUAGAACAAACCAGCACAACAUCUCCUAUCACCACAACUGAAUCAACAACUGCACACACCACGGUUUCCAGAACAACUACAACAGGUACAUCUACACCCACAUCCAAACAUAGUACACCAACAUCUCCCAGCUCACCCACACCAUCAGGCACCACACCUGAACCGAGUACAACAUGCACAACUGAAGUAACAGAAACUACAGAAAUUCCAACUACCACAAAGACUACACCAGUUUCACACACACCAGUAUUGCCCACAAGUAUACCAUCCCAAACAGAAACUACAGUCUCCACCACCUCAGCAACACCAGCUACUAGCACCACAACAUUGCUCACGUCGACGAUAUCAGAGAGCACAACAACAGGAAAUAUAACUGCACACUCCACCACAUCCACAAGCACAUCCACUCCAACAUCAACAAUAGAACAAACAGGCAUAACAUCUCCUAUCAUCACAACUGAAUCAACAACUGCAAACACCACGGUUUUCAGAACAACUACAACAGGUACAUCUGCAGCCACAUCCAAACAUAGCACACCAACAUCUCCCAGCUCACCAACACCAUCAGGCACCACACCUGAACCGAGUACAACACGCACAACUGAAGUAACAGAAACUGCAGGAAUUCCUACCACCACAAAGUCUACAACAGUUACACACACACCAGUAGAGCCCACAAGCAUACCAUCGCAAACAGAAACUACAGUCUCCACCACCUCAGCAACACCAACUACUAGUACCACAACAUUGCACACGCCGACAUCAUCAGAGGGCACAACAACAGGAAAUAUAACUGAACACUCCACCACAUCCACAAGCACAUCCACUCCAACAGCAACAAUAGAACAAACCAGCACAACAUCUCCUAUCACCACAACUGAAUCAACAACUGCACACACCACCGUUUCCAGAACAACUACAACAGGUACAUCUACAGCCACAUCCAAACAUAGUACACCAACAUCUCCCAGCUCACCCACACCAUCAGGCACCACACCUGAACUGAGUACAACAUGCACAACUGAAGUAACAGAAACUACAGAAAUUCCAACUACCACAAAGUCUACACCAGUUUCACACACACCAGUAUUGCCCACAAGUAUACCAUCCCAAACAGAAACUACAGUCUCCACCACCUCAGCAACACCAGCUACUAGCACCACAACAUUGCUCACGUCGACGAUAUCAGAGAGCACAACAACAGGAAAUAUAACUGCACACUCCACCACAUCCACAAGCACAUCCACUCCAACAUCAACAAUAGAACAAACAGGCAUAACAUCUCCUAUCAUCACAACUGAAUCAACAACUGCAAACACCACGGUUUCCAGAACAACUACAACAGGUACAUCUACACCCACAUCCAAACAUAGUACACCAACAUCUCCCAGCUCACCAACCCCAUCAGGCACCACUCCUGAACCGAGUACAACACGCACAACUGAAGUAUCAGAAACACCAAAAAUUUCAACCACCACAAAGUCUACAACAGUUACACACACACCAGUAGAGCCCACAAGCACACCAUCCCAAACAGAAACUACAGUCUCCACCACCUCAGCAACACCAACUACUAGUACCACAACAUUGCACACGCUGACAUCAUCAGAGGGCACAACAACAGGAAAUAUAACUGAACACUCCACCACAUCCACAAGCACAUCCACUCCAACAGCAACAAUAGAACAAACCAGCACAACAUCUCCUAUCACCACAACUGAAUCAACAACUGCACACACCACCGUUUCCAGAACAACUACAACAGGUACAUCUACAGCCACAUCCAAACAUAGUACACCAACAUCUCCCAGCUCACCCACACCAUCAGGCACCACACCUGAACUGAGUACAACAUGCACAACUGAAGUAACAGAAACUACAGAAAUUCCAACUACCACAAAGUCUACACCAGUUUCACACACACCAGUAUUGCCCACAAGUAUACCAUCCCAAACAGAAACUACAGUCUCCACCACCUCAGCAACACCAGCUACUAGCACCACAACAUUGCUCACGUCGACGAUAUCAGAGAGCACAACAACAGGAAAUAUAACUGCACACUCCACCACAUCCACAAGCACAUCCACUCCAACAUCAACAAUAGAACAAACAGGCAUAACAUCUCCUAUCAUCACAACUGAAUCAACAACUGCAAACACCACGGUUUCCAGAACAACUACAACAGGUACAUCUACACCCACAUCCAAACAUAGUACACCAACAUCUCCCAGCUCACCAACCCCAUCAGGCACCACUCCUGAACCGAGUACAACACGCACAACUGAAGUAUCAGAAACACCAAAAAUUUCAACCACCACAAAGUCUACAACAGUUACACACACACCAGUAGAGCCCACAAGCACACCAUCCCAAACAGAAACUACAGUCUCCACCACCUCAGCAACACCAACUACUAGUACCACAACAUUGCACACGCUGACAUCAUCAGAGGGCACAACAACAGGAAAUAUAACUGAACACUCCACCACAUCCACAAGCACAUCCACUCCAACAGCAACAAUAGAACAAACCAGCACAACAUCUCCUAUCACCACAACUGAAUCAACAACUGCACACACCACCGUUUCCAGAACAACUACAACAGGUACAUCUACACCCACAUCCAAACAUAGUACACCAACAUCUCCCAGCUCACCCACACCAUCAGGCACCACACCUGAACCGAGUACAACAUGCACAACUGAAGUAACAGAAACUACAGAAAUUCCAACUACCACAAAGUCUACACCAGUUUCACACACACCAGUAUUGCCCACAAGUAUACCAUCCCAAACAGAAACUACAGUCUCCACCACCUCAGCAACACCAGCUACUAGCACCACAACAUUGCUCACGUCGACGAUAUCAGAGAGCACAACAACAGGAAAUAUAACUGCACACUCCACCACAUCCACAAGCACAUCCACUCCAACAUCAACAAUAGAACAAACAGGCAUAACAUCUCCUAUCAUCACAACUGAAUCAACAACUGCAAACACCACGGUUUCCAGAACAACUACAACAGGUACAUCUGCAGCCACAUCCAAACAUAGCACACCAACAUCUCCCAGCUCACCAACACCAUCAGGCACCACACCUGAACCGAGUACAACACGCACAACUGAAGUAACAGAAACUGCAGGAAUUCCUACCACCACAAAGUCUACAACAGUUACACACACACCAGUAGAGCCCACAAGCAUACCAUCGCAAACAGAAACUACAGUCUCCACCACCUCAGCAACACCAACUACUAGUACCACAACAUUGCACACGCCGACAUCAUCAGAGGGCACAACAACAGGAAAUAUAACUGAACACUCCACCACAUCCACAAGCACAUCCACUCCAACAGCAACAAUAGAACAAACCAGCACAACAUCUCCUAUCACCACAACUGAAUCAACAACUGCAAACACCACGGUUUCCAGAACAACUACAACAGGUACAUCUACAGCCACAUCCAAACAUAGUACACCAACAUCUCCCAGCUCACCAACCCCAUCAGGCACCACUCCUGAACCGAGUACAACACGCACAACUGAAGUAUCAGAAACACCAAAAAUUUCAACCACCACAAAGUCUACAACAGUUACACACACACCAGUAGAGCCCACAAGCACACCAUCCCAAACAGAAACUACAGUCUCCACCACCUCAGCAACACCAACUACUAGUACCACAACAUUGCACACGCCGACAUCAUCAGAGGGCACAACAACAGGAAAUAUAACUGAACACUCCACCACAUCCACAAGCACAUCCACUCCGACAGCAACAAUAGAACAAACCAGCACAACAUCUCCUAUCACCACAACUGAAUCAACAACUGCACACACCACCGUUUCCAGAACAACUACAACAGGUACAUCUACACCCACAUCCAAACAUAGUACACCAACAUCUCCCAGCUCACCCACACCAUCAGGCACCACACCUGAACCGAGUACAACAUGCACAACAGAAGUAACAGAAACUACAGAAAUUCCAACUACCAGAAAGUCUACACCAGUUUCACACACACCAGUAUUGCCCACAAGUAUACCAUCCCAAACAGAAACUACAGUCUCCACCACCUCAGCAACACCAGCUACUAGCACCACAACAUUGCUCACGCCGACGAUAUCAGAGAGCACAACAACAGGAAAUAUAACUGCACACUCCACCACAUCCACAAGCACAUCCACUCCAACAUCAACAAUAGAACAAACAGGCAUAACAUCUCCUAUCAUCACAACUGAAUCAACAACUGCAAACACCACGGUUUCCAGAACAACUACAACAGGUACAUCUGCAGCCACAUCCAAACAUAGCACACCAACAUCUCCCAGCUCACCAACACCAUCAGGCACCACUCCUGAACCGAGUACAACACGCACAACUGAAGUAUCAGAAACUACAGAAAUUCCAACCACCACAAAGUCUACAACAGUUACACACAUACCAGUAGAGCCCACAAGCACACCAUCCCAAACAGAAUCUACAGUCUCCACCACCUCAGCAACACCAACUACUAGUACCACAACAUUGCACACGCCGACAUCAUCAGAGAGCACAACAACAGGAAAUAUAACUGAACACUCCACCACAUCCACAAGCACAUCCACUCCGACAACAACAAUAGAACAAACAGGCACAACAUCUCCUAUCAUCACAACUGAAUCAACAACUGCAAACACCACGGUUUCCAGAACAACUACAACAGGUACAUCUACACCCACAUCCAAACAUAGUACACCAACAUCUCCCAGCUCACCAACACCAUCAGGCACCACACCUGAACCGAGUACAACACGCACAACUGAAGUAACAGAAACUACAGGAAUUCCUACCACCACAAAGUCUACAACAGUUACACACACACCAGUAGAGCCCACAAGCACACCAUCGCAAACAGAAACUACAGUCUCCACCACCUCAGCAACACCAACUACUAGUACCACAACAUUGCACACGCCGACAUCAUCAGAGGGCACAACAACAGGAAAUAUAACUGAACACUCCACCACAUCCACAAGCACAUCCACUCCAACAGCAACAAUAGAACAAACCAGCACAACAUCUCCUAUCAUCACAACUGAAUCAACAACUGCAAACACCACCGUUUCCAGAACAACUACAACAGGUACAUCUACACCCACAUCCAAACAUAGUACACCAACAUCUCCCAGCUUACCAACACCAUCAGGCACCACACCUGAACCGAGUACAACAUGCACAACUGAAGUAACAGAAACUACAGGAAUUCCAACCACCACAAAGUCUACAACAGUUACACACACACCAGUAGAGCCCACAAGCACACCAGCCCAAACAGAAACUACAGUCUCCACCUCAGCAACACCAGCUACUAGCACCACAAGAUUGCACACGCCGACAUCAUCAGAGAGCACAACAACAGGAAAUAUAACUGAACACUCCACCACAUCCACAAGCACAUCCCCUCCAACAGCAAUAAUAGAACAAACCAGCACAACAUCUCCUAUCACCACAACUGAAUCAACAACUGCACACACCACCGUUUCCAGAACAACUACAACAGGUACAUCUACACCCACAUCCAAACAUAGUACACCAACAUCUCCCAGCUCACCAACACCAUCAGGCACCACACCUGAACCGAGUACAACGUGCACAACUGAAGUAUCAGAAACUACAGGAAUUUCAACCACCAUAAUGUCUGCAACUGUUACACACAUACCAGUCGUGUCCACAAGCAUACCAUCCCACAUAGUAACUACAGUAUCCCCCACCGUCGAACAAACCAGCACGGCAACUCCUUUCAUCACAACUGAAUCAACAACUGCACACACCGUGAUUUCCACAACAAGUACAACAGGUACAGCUACACCCACAGCCACACCCAUGAUAUCCACAACUCCAGUCAAUGCUACAAGUACAGAAUCUGGGAGUACCACUGGACCGAGCAUUGAAACGACACGUACCACAGUACGCACAACUGAACCAACAGAGAGUACUGAAACAGCUGUGCCCUCUGUUUCUGUAGGCAGCACACAAUUUUCUACAAGAUCAGCAGGUACAUUUUCUUCUACUUCAACUGCAAAUCCUCCUGUAACUACAACCACACCUUCCACAUCAUCAACUUCCAUAACUUUUUCAACUUUGCCUUCCAUAUCCCUUUCCUCACUUUCAACCAAAUCCAGAACCACACUUUCUUCUUCGCUACCUGCAUCAUCAGCAUUUUCCCUACCCUCAUCUUCUCUCACAACUACAACACAACUAUCACCCUCGACAUCAACUACCACCAUUCCACCUUCAGCAGGACUGAACGCUACCACACCUGCAUCCAUAAGUAGUACAGUAACCACCACUCACAGUGGAAUCACAGAAUCAGCCAGAAUGACUUCAACUUCUGGCAAAGUCACGAUUAAUCAGUCUACCUUGUCACCCACCACCUGGAGCAUGACCACUGCUGUCACCGUUCGACUCUCACCUCCUGGAUCAACAGCUGCCCUGUCUGGAACGACGAUCAAGAUGCCCUCAACUGUUUCAUCUCCAUUUACUGGUUCCAUGGAGUAUUCUACCCUUUCUCCCCAUGUCAGUUUUUCAUCUGCCAACACUGAAUGUUUCUGUGCUGUGAAUGGAACAUUGUAUCCCCAAGGUGAAAUUAUAUAUAACUACACAGAUAAUGCUGGGUUUUGCAUUUAUGCAAUAUGUAAUGAAACCUGUAACAUUGAAAAGCAUAUCUGGCCUUGUGGAAGCACAAAGCCUCCUUUCACAAAUGUACCUACAAGCAAUAUCAGCCAUUCAACAAAGCCAACGGAAUCAACCAUAAAACCUGUAGGGUGCCCUGACUUAAAUCCUCCAAGAGAUUACAAUGAGACCUGGUUGAAAUGUGACUGCAUGAUGGCAAGAUGUAUAGAUAAAGAUAUAAUUUCCUUAAAACCCGUGGUGUGUCCCACUGUUGAACCCAUUAAAUGUGCCAAUGGUCGUCUACCUGUCAAAGUUUAUGAUGAAUAUCAUUGUUGCUACCAUUACGAAUGCGACUGUUAUUGUAAUGGAUGGGGACGCUCACACGUAGUGACAUUUGAUGGUCGGUAUUACAGUUAUGAGGGAAGCUGCAGCUAUGUUCUUGUGGAAGAAACAAGUCCAUCCCUUCAAAAUUUUGGUGUUUACAUUGACAAUUCCUACUGUGACACCCAAGACAGUCUUACCUGUCAGCGUGGUAUUACUGUGAAAUUUGAAAAUCUUAACAUACAGGUCACAAAUAUCAAUCCAAGUGGAAUUCAAAAUCUGGUAACAAUUAAUGGAAGUAUUGCACCACUUCCGUACAUAAGAGAUAACGUGAGGAUCUUCAGGUUGGGCAUUAACAUAAUGGUUCAUAUUCCCAAAAUAAAAGCUCUCAUCACCUCCAGUGGUUUAGCUUUUGAAAUUAAACUUCCAAGUGAACAAUUUGGAAAUAAAACACAGGGGCAUUGUGGAACAUGUAAUAAUAUUCAGAAUGAUGACUGUAUGCUGCCCAGUGGACAGAUAGUAUCCUCCUGUUCUGAAAUGGUUGAUUACUGGCAAAACAAAGUUCCCAGUAAGCCGGGCUGUAAUGGACCAUCCACACCACUGACUACAGCACGACCUCAAGUGACAAUCCUUCCUCAAACAACUCAACAACCUUGCAAAUCUAACUCUCUUUGCAAGCUCAUUACAAGCAAGCUAUUUGAAAAAUGCCAUGCCUUUGUUCUACCAGACUCCUACUACCAGGCAUGCGUGCAUGAUGAGUGCCUGACAACAAGUACCUCGGUAGUGUGUGCAAGUUUGCAGACUUAUGCAACUACAUGUAUGACUCACGGUAUUUGCAUUGACUGGAGAAAUUACACACAUGGAGAAUGUCCUUUUGAUUGUCCUUCAAACAAGAUUUAUAAAGCAUGUGGGAUCUUUGAAAAGGAACAUACCUGCCGUUCAAGCUCUUCAGAUUGGACUGGUCUUAACUUAUCAGAAGGAUGUUUUUGCUCACCGGGUACUAUCCUAUUCAGCCCUGACUCCGACCUUUGUGUUGAUAAAUGUGGAUGCCUCGGACCUGAUGGGUUACCCAAAGAGUUUGAUGAAACAUUUAAGUUCAACUGCCAGGACUGCAUCUGUGACAAGAUCACACAUCAAGUCAUCUGUCAGCCUUACAGCUGUCCUGACUACCCAGCAAUAACCUGUGAUGGAGAAGGAUUUGUCAGUGUUAAUGUAACAAUCACUGAUGAUAAUUGUUGCACUAAACCUGUGUGCAGGUGCAACAACGACCUUUGCCCUCCGUCAGAUAUUCAGUGUCAGCUUGGAUUUAAGGCAUCAUCAAAGAUUCCAGAAGGGAAGUGUUGCCCAGUUCAUUCUUGUGAGCCACUGCAUGUUUGUGUAAAUAAAGGGUCAAUGUAUUACGCCGGUGAAAUUAUUCCUCUCAGUGAAUGCCAAAUGUGUACUUGCAGCAAUGAGACGGAUCCAGCUAGUCAGCUGAAUAUCAUGUUUUGUUGGAAUAAAGAAUGUAACAAGGACUGUGCACAAGGGUCUGAGUACCAAGAGGUGCCUGGUGAAUGCUGUGGUAAAUGUGUCCAGACGCAAUGUGUGAUACACCCUGGAGAUCAACCUGUCCAUCUUCUGCCGCCUGGCAAAGAAUGGCCUUCACCUUAUGACAAGUGCAUAACUUAUAAAUGUGUGAAAAUUAAUGAGAGUUUAAUUUCAACCAGUUCCAAGGCAGUCUGCCCUGAUUUUGAUCCAGAAAACUGCAAACCAGGCACAAUUAUUACAACUGAAAAUGGCUGUUGCAAGACCUGUCAAGAGAAAGAGAGUUGCAAGCGUGAAAAGAAAAUGGUCCAUAUUAAUUAUGAGGGAUGUAAAUCAAUACAGAAAGUGGAAGUAGCUGAAUGUGAAGGAACAUGUGGCACUAACUCUAUGUAUUCACCAGAAGUAAAUUUAAUGAAGCACAAAUGUACUUGCUGUAAAGAGAUGAUGACACAUAAAAGAGAAACGGUUUUGAUGUGCCCCGAUGGAAACACUAUUCAUCAUUCAUAUAUCUAUGUCGAUACCUGUGAUUGUGUGGAAAACAAAUGUGAAGAUCAAACCAACUCAACCAUUAGCAACAGAAUGUAUAAAGUCUCUCGAACAAAACGCAGUCCAUCCAGGGGCAAGGAGUCUGGAGAUUAUCACCACUUAAUGAAUUCAAGACAAGAGACAGGCAGCACUAGCUUUAACAAUGCAAGUGAGCCAAAUAAACGUAAAGUGGAAGGAAAUCUACAAAACCAUCUACAAGAAAAGCUAUGAGAAGAAAGGAAGCAAAGGCAUCACCAGUAAAACAAUUUGAAGCAACUUAAAAAGAAUGGAAUAAAUCAAUAAUGUUAUCAAAUCACAUUAAUUAAUUGGAAAUCUGAAAAAACAUAAUGUUUAGUGCAUUUUUCUUUCCUAUUUGUUACCAAUAAUUUUACCCUCCAAAAUAUAUUCCUUGAUAUUUAUUGUCUUGUCUGAUGAACCAAUGCGUACAAACAAAAAUAAAUGUCUGCCAAUAAUUCAAAAUAAUUAAAUUAUAUACAUAUAUC
Molecule: messenger RNA, 19017 nt
Organism: Mobula hypostoma (lesser devil ray)
Lineage: Eukaryota; Metazoa; Chordata; Chondrichthyes; Myliobatiformes; Myliobatidae
Product: mucin-2-like
Exons: 48
Coding region: 53-18745 (6230 amino acids)
Cellular component (GO): extracellular matrix
Molecular function (GO): protein binding
Source: RefSeq, a predicted model, not a curated record